Molecule: messenger RNA, 1263 nt
Organism: Fulvia fulva
Lineage: Eukaryota; Fungi; Ascomycota; Dothideomycetes; Mycosphaerellales; Mycosphaerellaceae
Exons: 2
Coding region: 1-1263 (420 amino acids)
Biological process (GO): sphingolipid biosynthetic process; inositol phosphoceramide metabolic process
Cellular component (GO): inositol phosphoceramide synthase complex
Molecular function (GO): inositol phosphoceramide synthase activity
Source: RefSeq, a predicted model, not a curated record
AUGGCGCAUCACAACGGCACAAUGCCUGACCUGGGCAAACCGCAGUCCGAGGCGCGUGCUUGGUUUGAGCCUGUGCUGGUCGUCUCCAUCAUGGCCGCCUCGCUAUACUUCAACCGCGACCGCACUUUUAGCCUAAUCCCUUCUCGAAACGAGCGACACGAUCCAUCCGACGAGCACCUGAUCAAGAACCCGAAUGGCGAGUAUCAAGAGAGCCGCUCGUCCUCGAGAUCGACCAGCCCGGACAGGCCGAAGAACAGCGUGGACGUACAGAGAGGAACAUCGCCAUCACAAUGGGAGGACCCUGUCUCACCCUCGACCUUGAACAUCCCAAGCCGCAUCCUGCAAAAGUUCCCCUUCCUGAUCGAGAUGUUCUAUUGGGCACUGAACUACGUGGCCUACUCCAUGACCAAAAAGAUUGGCGCGGCAAUGUACUCCAGGUACGACGGGCAGAACCAGGUGACGGAGCUGGCGCAGCGACAUGGCAUCGACAUCUUGACCAUCGAGCACGACACCAUAUUCACCAUCUUCUUCCCCAUCACUGAGGUGGCCUUCCAGCAAUUCUUCUUGAAGCACCACCUGUUGAUCCUGAGCUUCUUCAACCAGAUCUACUCCCUGGUCCACAUCCCCGGAACGGUGGCCUUCCUUUCCUGGUACUACUACGUGGCUCCCUCACACGAUACCUUUGCGAUUGUCCGACGGACUAUGACCCUAGGCAACUUUUCCGCCUUCUUCAUCUUCUCUUUCUACCCAUGCAUGCCGCCAAGACUGCUGCCUGAAUCCUUCGGCUUCAAGGACACCGUGCGCCAGGACAACGCCGAAUCCGUCUGGGUCGGCGGCGCGAACGUGAACCAGCUGGCCGCGAUGCCAUCCCUACACUUCACCUACGCCUUCGUAGUCGGAUGCACCUUCCUGUAUCAAAGCGGAAUCUUGGCAACCUGCUUCGGUCGAAGAGCCAGCGUAGCAGCCAGCCGGACAAGCAGGAGCUGGCGAAGCAUCAUGAGCGUGGUCUACGCCGUGGCCGGUGUAAUCUACCCGAUUCUCGUCUUGAGCGUAAUCGUGGCAACAGCAAACCACUACUACCUCGAUGCAGUGGUGGCAACAUUCUCAGUAACGCUCUGCUUCUUCAUCAACCGGAUAUGGAACGUCCUUCUCCCUGCAGAGAGACUCCUCUGCAAGGUCCUCCGGCUACGCAAACCUACACCCACAACAGCACGGAACAGCAUCCCGGACCGGCCGAGGGUGGUCGUCGAGCAAUGGGCAUAG